UGCACCAGGUAUCGUCCUCCGCUCCACUGAAGACCAGGACUGAACUAACAGUCUGAGUCAUUACCAAGUGCACAGCUGCUGGUUAUAACUCCUAACUCGCCCUGAUCACAGCCGGCUCACUGCUCUAAUGUCUGUGGCUGUAACUUUGCAGGUUCCUGCAGAAUUUACCAAAACAGAGAGAAACCACAGAGGUGAAUGAAGGAGCUGCUGGGAGACAAGUAACAUUCUCCUCAGUGGCAUGUUGCUGCAAAAUCAGGAGGUGAAGAAACCUGCUCACUUCAAGUUGGGUGGAGGAGAAGGAGAAGGAGGGAGGAAAAAAGGCUGGAGACUGAAGAAAGUUGGGUUUUUUGCCGCUGUGAGUUUGUCAAAGUGGCAAAAGGGAAAAGCUGAGGGUGGAACCAGGUGGAGGAGCGAAAAGGACAGAUGCAGUUGCAGUGAGAGUGAAAAGUGAAGAGGAGGGUUGGUGCUCAGCUCAGCAGGACUGAGAUGAGAUGAACGUCUAGACGGUUAAAUUUGCUGUGGGCUGUGCUGAGCCAUCAGAGCAGGAGCGACUGUGGGCGGGGAGAGAGGAAGUGUGGUCGACAGGAGAGGAAUCUAAAGUCCCAUUGUUCUGGAGGAGCGGAGCCAGAGAGGAGCCGAGGAGUCGAACCGCCGACAGACGCUGUACGACAUGGACGUGAGCUCAGCCGUGGCAAAGAUGUCUAUGAAGCAGACCGCAGGAGGUGCAGGAGCAGCGGCAGCAGUGUGUCUCGUAUGUAAAGAGAGCUGCUCUGGAUUUCAGCCACAUUCUUGGAGGAAGGCCUGCAUGGCCUGCGGCUGCAGCACGGUCGACCACGCCCCUGGAGGGGACCUUGAAGAUGACCAGCGAAUGGGACGCCUGCUCGCAGACUCACCCAGCUCCCACUUGACAGCGAAGGUCAAGGGAGGCGGCGGCCUUCGCAUGUACAAGAGGAACCGUAUGAUCGUGACAAAUCCAGUGGUGUCACGCAAAGACCCGACCUUCAGCACCACGACAUACGACUGGGCACCGGCCGGCCUCAACCAGAAACUGGCCAUGCAAUACAUGGAGCGGAUCCCGGAGAAUCUAUGUCCAGUCUCGGGGACCGAUGGAGCGUUGGAGCGACGCCGGCAGCUCCUCAGUCAGCUCCCCGCCUACGACCAGGACCCCAUGAAGUGUCAGAGUCUGGCCAGUGAGGAGGAGAUUUCCUCCAUGCUGCUGUUUGUGAAGAACUACAAACAGGAAGUGCUGGGAGUCGGAGAGGUGGCCUUACCUGGUGAGGGCGGAGCUCUGAGGGAAGCAGCCAAUCAGAGGACAGCGAAGGAAGCGAAGGAUCGCAGCAACAGCGAUAAGAAAGAUGCUCUGGAGCAACAUGACCAGGGCUCGACGAACAGCAGCGCUUCCUCUGCUACUGGUUCCACUAAUGGCACCGAUAGCAGCAUCAAGACUGAUCAUCAGUGCUCGGGUUGCCAUGGCAAGGUUGCCAUGGACAGUCCAGCUGUUUAUGCCGAGCGUGCAGGCUACCAUGGCGCCCUCUGGCAUCCCACCUGCUUCGUGUGUUCAGAGUGUGGCCAGGGAUUGGUGGACCUCGUCUACUUCUGGUCCAAUCAGAAGCUGUUCUGUGGACGACACUACUGUCAGACGGUUUGGCCGCGAUGCUCCGGAUGUGAUGAGUUGAUCUUCUGCCAAACUUUUCACACAACAAAAGAUGGACGGACGUGGCAUCGCCAUCACUGCUGCUGCUGGAAGUGUGGACAAAACCUGGAAACACCCUGUCAGCACUGAGACACUCACAGCGUUCUUCACUCAGCCCUGCUCGGAAACAGAAUCACAAGGGUGACUCAGAUACACUGAAGCAGACAAGCUGACAGACAGGCGGUUUACUAGCUUGUUUCGUAUAAAAGAAACAAGCAUUGAAUAAAUAACAGAGAAUUAUAGUAGAUAAAAUGUCCACUUGAUAUAUUUGUGUUUGUAAUACUUUUUAGCUUUACACUUCUUCAGCUGAACCCACUGGAGUUUCAAGUGCUUCAGGACAUUUUUUUCGCAGACACAAAAGUGUUUAAAGUACUUAGAGAAACAGUUUGUAGAUUUAUUAGCACUUGGAGUUCUCUCAGUGACGGGAGCCAGAUGUGCUGUUUCAGUUACAAACAGAAGCUCAGAGGAGCGGACCUUCACGGCAGAAAACCAAUGAGUCAAAUAAAAUGAGGCAUACUGAUAAUGAAUAAUAUGUAUUUUAUACCUGAUAACAAAUAAAUUGCUAAGACAAUUUUAACUCAAUGUCCAUUUGAUUCCUCCAGAGCUUUCAGGCCUAUCUCUCCUGCAGAGGUUUCCAUAUUUCUCAACACUUUUAUAUUAUAUUUAUUUAUAUUCAAGUGUCCU
Molecule: messenger RNA, 2377 nt
Organism: Paralichthys olivaceus (Japanese flounder)
Lineage: Eukaryota; Metazoa; Chordata; Actinopteri; Pleuronectiformes; Paralichthyidae
Gene: lmcd1
Product: LIM and cysteine-rich domains 1
Molecular function (GO): zinc ion binding
Source: RefSeq, a predicted model, not a curated record